UUGACAGGAGCUGUAUGAGAAAUGCAAUAAAGAAAUGGUGGGGUGUAUCACAGGACACGUCACAGUGCUGAAGGUGGCAAAAGUUCAAAGAACAAAGAAGCCAAGGACAGAGACAGAGGGACGCUGCCACGCUGAGAUGUUUAAAAGAACUUUGGCUUCAGUGUUUAAGCCUUGCUGAGAUCUUCUGAGGCUCUAGAACAGGAGACAAGAACCAGAGAGAAAGACCUGCGUGAUACUGACUCUUCUGACAGCACCAUCACAGUGAGCACUUCAGAAGCGUGUCGGGUUCAGAGGAGGGAAACGGGCCAUACAUGAGGCGCUGACAUCAAGAAGUUCAGUACAGACCAAAAAACGUAAAAAGUGAGAGAAGUCACACUGCUCUUACCUCAGCAUUGGAGACAUGGAGGAUAAAUGGAUGUUGAGAGCCGUGUUUGUUCUGGCUCUCUGUCUCACCAGAAAUCUCACAUCAGGACACGGUGACAGAACUUCUCUGGAUUCUAACAAAACACCACACAGCCCUGAUUCUACAACAGUAAGGCUUGAAGGUUUCAGGAAUGAGAGCUUUGAAGUGGACAGCAGGGUCACUUUACUCUGCACCAACCCAAAUAUAGCAUGGAGUGAGAUGAUUUAUGUCAUCUGGAAAAUCAGCUCACAAGAGAAGAACUGCAGCAUUGCUGUGGCCAGAAAUGACUUAAAUGUUGACACGUGCCAAGAUGGAAAGAAGAUUAAUAUUAGUAAAGGUGGAGACUACAGUCUGAUCAUCCCUCACUUUUCCAUUAAAGAUGAAGGAAAUUACACCUGUGAUGUGUCCUACCAUGCGGGGGGCUAUGUGGAAUCAAUUUAUGUGUCUGCAUGGGUUCAUCCAGUCAUGACUGGUAGGCUGGAAACUAAAGGUGGCCACACUUUUGCCAUCUGUGAAGUUCAGAGUUUACCAGCAGCUUCCAUCCACUGGGAAACUCCAUGGAACUCCUCUUCACCUGAUACACACUCAUCCAGAGAUGCUAGCAGAGUUUUCACAGUGACCAGCUGGUUACAGCUGCCUAAGAAUGCCCUUCACAGAAACCUGACCUGUGUGGUCAUUGCCAGCCACUCCAAGUGGCCAGAGACUCGAUUAACCAUCUCAACGUGCAAAGACACUGUUGAAUGUCCUUCUGUUCUUCUGGGUGUUUGGGCCACCUGGAUCAUCAUAAAGCUUCUGACUGGCCUGUACAUCAUGCACAAAACUCUCAGACAGUUUAGGUAGGAUACUUGAG
Colossoma macropomum (tambaqui) is the source of this 1253-nucleotide messenger RNA. RefSeq lists its product as uncharacterized. Bases 401 to 1243 code for a protein of 280 amino acids. NCBI's taxonomy places the organism in Eukaryota, Metazoa, Chordata, Actinopteri, Characiformes, Serrasalmidae. Gene Ontology annotation, molecular function: signaling receptor activity. Gene Ontology annotation, biological process: regulation of neuroinflammatory response. The record is from RefSeq and is a predicted model, not a curated record. The transcript is spliced from 5 exons.